Drosophila gunungcola (fruit fly) is the source of this 1919-nucleotide messenger RNA. Its product is annotated as transmembrane protein 120 homolog. The coding region runs from base 438 to 1601 and encodes 387 amino acids. NCBI's taxonomy places the organism in Eukaryota, Metazoa, Arthropoda, Insecta, Diptera, Drosophilidae. The record is from RefSeq and is a predicted model, not a curated record. Gene Ontology annotation, cellular component: membrane. The transcript has 8 exons.
AUCAACUUCGACGUACUUCACUUACAAAUCAACUCUAUUUUUUUUUUAAAUACAAAUCAGAUUUUAUAUACAAACUUUUGAAACGCGCGCGCAUUGCGACCACACCACUAUCGCCAAGUUCACCGCGGCGGGACAAACCCACCACGCACGCGUUCAAUUUCACCACCCUCUCAGUUUUAACGUUCUUUGGUUCCCGACGACUUGCGACAUUUUAAGCUGGUUCAUUAUUCGCGAGAUAAAUUCGAGUUAUUAAAUUGUUGUGUUCUAGUAAAUAAAUUUAAAAUUAGUUUCAUUGGUGUUAACGGAGCUGUUGCAUACAGCAACAACAAUAACCACAAAUAGCAAAACAAAAACAAACGCAAAACACACAGAAAGAAAAGCAGAGUGAAAAGGAAAAAUCGGCGAGAAAAGCCGCAAAAAAAGAAGCAGCCAUCAACAUGAAUAUCGAUUCGUUGAAAAACGAGUGGGAGGAGCUCAACAAGGAGUUUGUCGAAUUGGAGAACUGCAACAGGCGGUACAUUGAGCUACUGGACCAGCUGCACAGCCACCAACAAAUGUGCUUCAACGAGAUCAAGCAUCAGCGGUACCGCAUGAACCAGAUAACGGCCCUUCUGCGACAGUUCAAAGGCCCCGUUCCGGCGGAGGACAAGGAGAAGGUCGAUGACCUGCACAAGAUGACCUUGAAGCGCAAGGCGCAACUGCACGAAAUUGAGCAAUCCUUGCCAGCGAAAUCCGGUCGCUACUUGCAGAUAAUCCUGGGCGAUGUGAAUGUCUCGAUUCUCAACAGAAACGACAAAGUUCGCUAUAAAGAUGACUAUGAAAAGUUUAAAUUAAUACUCAACGUAAUUGGACUGAUAAUGGCCUUCUUCAAUUUGAUAUUCAACUACAGGGCCUUGGAGCUGGCCUUCAUAUUCCUGCUGGUCUGGUACUACUGCACACUGACCAUCCGCGAGUCCAUCCUGAAGGUGAAUGGCUCGAGGAUCAAGGGCUGGUGGCGGGCGCACCACUUCAUCUCCACGGUGGCCGCCGGAGUGCUCCUGGUUUGGCCACAGGGCGAGCACUGGCAGAUCUUCCGGAUGCAGUUCAUGUACUUCAACGUCUACAUCAGCAUCGUGCAGUAUCUGCAGUUUGGCUACCAGAAGGGCCUGCUCUACCGGCUGAAGGCGCUGGGCGAGCGGCACAACAUGGACAUCACCAUCGAGGGCUUCCACUCGUGGAUGUGGCGCGGGCUGAGCUUCCUGCUGCCGUUCCUGUUCAUCGGGUACGGGUUCCAGGCGUACAACGCGUGGACGCUCUACCAGCUGGCCACCGGCUCGGCGGACGCGCCGUGGCACGUGUCGGUGAUGUCCGGCCUGUUCCUGUUGCUGUUCGUGGGCAACAUGGCCACCACGCUGUGGGUGGUGCCCGAGAAGAUCCGCGAGCGGGCCAAGGAGCGGUACCGCCUGCAGAGCAUGGGCAAGUCGAUGAAGCUGCGCCAGGAGAUGAAGAAUAGCGCCAGUGAUUUGGACCUAUCGAGUGGAUCGAAACUUUCGCCAACUGGGGUUACGACUACUUCCAUUGCGACUGCGACGCAAACACCCGCCGACAAGAAGGAAAUUUAAGCAAAUCAAUGGUUCUGUUUAGCCAGGCAUUUCAAUUACACAAAUAAUUACUGUUUUUAUGAUUUUUUUUUUCCUAUUUAUUAACUUUUUCCCUUGGUUUUGUUCUUCUCCAAACCCCAACCCACCCCCUCCCACAACGACUUUGAACUAUGCUCUUUUUCCAUUUCACACACAUAAUGUAAAACCGAUGUACAUUUGAAGCAAACACUAUAUAAGCAGAAAAAAAAAACAAUUUAUAGUCAUAAUACACAUAUUUUUUUUCGCCUAAUUGUAAGUAUGAAAAAUGAGAAGAUGAAAUAUUAAAUGGAAUUGAAGUGA